Messenger RNA from Olea europaea var. sylvestris, 1149 nucleotides. RefSeq names its product glutenin, high molecular weight subunit DX5-like. The coding region runs from base 1 to 1149 and encodes 382 amino acids. The transcript has 6 exons. The record is from RefSeq and is a predicted model, not a curated record. Lineage: Eukaryota; Viridiplantae; Streptophyta; Magnoliopsida; Lamiales; Oleaceae.
AUGAAACUUUUUGAAAUUGCUUACUAUGUCCCUUUAUCUGGAUUCACCAUUUCACCUUCAAAAGCUGCUGACUUAUAUGGGUUUUGUAAUUUAACCUGCAUGGCUGUUAUUUGCUUUUGGAUUGUGAUAAAAAUGGACGUGCUUAUUUUCCUUUUUUUGAAGGUUUAUAUUAUUUGUUCUGUUUCUUGUGUGCCUUCUCUCUCGCAUUACUUUGAUAUAUGCUUCUGUAGUUUGCUGUCUCUUUCUACCUGUUCUUUCUUUUCUGCUUAUUGUACCGUAAGGCCAUCAUCUCUCUCCGGUGGAUACAAUCACCAGGCUUUUCGUCCUUAUGGACCUGCUUCAUCACAAUGGGGAUCUCGUGGUCCUCAUCAUGCACAGUUCUCACGUUAUGAUCAGCAAAGAGGGCCAUUUCCUUCUCAAAAUUCACUGUACCCAACUCCAUCAUAUGGUAAUUAUCCUCCACAAGAAGCACCAAGAGGCAGUUUCGGUCCAAGUUGGGAGCAGAGGCCCACAGUGGCAAUGCAGGCGCCCUCGCCACAGGAAAAUUGCAACUAUGGGCAGCCACAGGGUGCUGAUCAUGGGCAACCAGAUUCUUAUUCUCAAACACCUGUUCAACACUAUGGUCAUGGAUAUGGCGAACAAGCUCCUGUAUCUUCAACUCAAGCAUAUGGCCAAAAUGUGCCACCUCAACAUUCAUACCCAUAUGCAUCUAGUGCACCAAUGCAGCAAAACUAUCCUCCCUAUGGUUCCGUACCCGCUGCAGAUGGAUACAAUCACCCAUCACCUGCUACAGCAUCUUCCGCUUAUCCUCAACAAGCUGCUCAGCUGGUUGCUGGGUAUGGUCUACCUGGUGGACCGGGACUUGCAGGUGGUUAUCCUUACCGAACGCCACAGCCUGGCUACACUGAAAAACCUGCUGCAAAUAAUGCUGUUUACGGUUAUCAAGCGCAAGCAGAUCUUGCUUAUGGAAGUGCCCAAGCUCCAUCAGCUUAUGCUGCAUCAACUCCUGGACAGUUGGGUUAUGGUCAACCAGCUCCAACACAGCCUGGCUAUGAUCGGUCCAUUCCUCAGCCAGCAGGGGAGUACGCAGAUGUACCCAUGGCAGCUGGUUAUGGGAAAAGUGCGUCGCCCCAGCCUGUUUAUCCCUGA